AUAUCGUGCUUGCUUUCCAUCCGCCUCAAUUGUUAGGGUUUAAGUUGAGCACCUCUACCUCUUCCACAUUUUCUCAUAUUUUGGAUUUCAGUCGCUAUCUCCAUCUCAGAUCUGCAAUGGCUGCAAGCAACGCCCCAUCUGCUCAUGAGAGGGAACAGAUUAUUGGAAUGAUGGAGAAGGAGAUGGAGUACAGGGUUGAUAUGUUUAACAAGCUUACACACACGUGUUUCAGCAAGUGCAUCGAGAACAAGUACAAGGAAGCUGAGUUAAACAUGGGGGAAAACAGCUGCAUUGACCGCUGUGUUUCGAAAUAUUGGCAGGUGACUAACUUAGUUGGCCAACUGCUAGGCAACAGUCGACCUCCAAUGUAGAGGAGAUACUUUAUCUUUCGGUCAGUUGACUCGAGAUGAGCAUACAAGGAUUUUGUUGUAUUUGUUGAAAACAUUUGAUCAAUCAAAUAAAACCUGAGUCUGGCAGGUUUAUUUGGCGUUGUGAAGUUGCAUUAGCUGAUUUUUGGUGAUCAGAACCAGUUACUAUGCUAGGCAAUACUUUACAGUGCAGCGAAACCGACUGGCUGGUAAAGAUUCAAUAUGUUUUUCUCAUAUAAUCUCUUAACAUAGUUGGAAGUUUCUUCUCAAACUACCUAUUUGGUGCUCGAGUAAUAUUUGAUUUGAUUGUUUUGCAA
Salvia hispanica is the source of this 685-nucleotide messenger RNA. RefSeq names its product Tim10/DDP family zinc finger protein (gene TIM10). Gene Ontology annotation, biological process: protein insertion into mitochondrial inner membrane. Lineage: Eukaryota; Viridiplantae; Streptophyta; Magnoliopsida; Lamiales; Lamiaceae. Gene Ontology annotation, cellular component: mitochondrial inner membrane. The record is from RefSeq and is a predicted model, not a curated record.